AUGUCGACUCAUCAGGACAACACCGAUGCUGCAUCGAUUGGUGAGAAGCAAGAUGGCAAGAUUUUGGAGACCUCUCUUGACCACGUCCCAAGCCGUGCCAACGGAACAGUCGCCACCAUCGACGGUAUCGAUCCUGCAACUCUGCAUAACGAUGAAGUGAUCACUCGAGCAAUUCAAGCCAUUGGCUUCGGCAAGUUCCAAUGGCAGCUUACCUUCUCCUGUGGUUUCGGCUUCCUAGUCGACCAGAUGGUCCUUGUCUCGAUCAGUCUUGUUACACCUCAGGCUGCCAUGGAAUUCGGCCCCCGAUAUGCAACCCUCCUAUCUGUGCCUUCUUAUGCUGGCUUACUCAUCGGUGCUUUGUUUCUUGGUACACUAGCCGAUAACUUUGGCCGCAGACUAGUCUGGCAGGCGUCUAUCUUUGGAUGCUCUAUCAUGACUGCCAUUGCUGCUGGUUCUCCGAAUUGGGCUGCUUUGAACGUAUUCAUCGCUUUGAUCGGCUUGUUUGCUGGUGGCAACCUUGCGAUCGACUUGACACUCCUAGCGGAAGCUAUUCCUCAAGAAUGGUCUUUCAUCCUAUCAAGUCUCGCUGGGAUCUGGGGCUUCGGAAACGCUGUCACAGGCCUGAUCGCCUGGCCUCUGCUUGUCAACUUCGGAUGUCCCAGCGGCUCCACUCCCGAGACCUGCAGCCGCAGCGACAACAUGGGCUGGCGUUACCUCUACAUCACUCUCGGUGGACUCUGUCUCGUCAUGUCACUUAUCCGAGCUUUCGUCCUACGGUCACUUGAAUCACCAAGAUGGCUCGUCUCUUGUGGAAGGAUGCAAGAGGCUGCGGAGGUUAUUAACCAUAUCAGCAGGAUGAACAAGUCUGAUUAUCAUGUCACUGGGGAUAAUUUCCUCCAGCCGGAACAAGAGCAGGCCGAUGGCGAGGUUAGGUCUUGGCGUGCGAAUAUUGUUCGCGCUUCGAGACUUUUCUCUGGUGCUAAGCAGAUACGACUGAUGGUCGGUCUCAUCAUGAUCUGGGCACUCAUUGGCAUUGCGUAA
This is a messenger RNA of Fusarium musae, 1041 nucleotides long. RefSeq lists its product as uncharacterized. Lineage: Eukaryota; Fungi; Ascomycota; Sordariomycetes; Hypocreales; Nectriaceae. Bases 1 to 1041 code for a protein of 346 amino acids. Gene Ontology annotation, molecular function: transmembrane transporter activity. The transcript has 4 exons. Gene Ontology annotation, cellular component: membrane. Gene Ontology annotation, biological process: transmembrane transport. The record is from RefSeq and is a predicted model, not a curated record.